AUGGCCAGUUAUGCAUGGUUUGUGGCGAUGUGGCAACGGGGCUUCAUUACCGGGCUAUCACCUGUGAAGGAUGCAAAGGGUUUUGGCGCCGCACCGAACAACGAUGCCUCAUUUAUGGCGAUUCUGAAGCAACCAGAUUCUAUCGUAAGUUGUGGGAUGUCUUCCGGCAUUUGUGUGAUGAAGGAUAUGAUUUACCAGAUCCGAAAAGAUGGGCCCAAUUCCUUACCACUAUUAUGGUUU
Molecule: messenger RNA, 240 nt
Organism: Mesorhabditis belari
Lineage: Eukaryota; Metazoa; Nematoda; Chromadorea; Rhabditida; Rhabditidae
Source: the annotation of a GenBank genome assembly